Molecule: messenger RNA, 629 nt
Organism: Chironomus riparius
Lineage: Eukaryota; Metazoa; Arthropoda; Insecta; Diptera; Chironomidae
Source: the annotation of a GenBank genome assembly
CAGUCAUUUUAAAUUCAAACUCUUGUGUCAUUUUAGAUUUCUUAAAAGCAAAAAAAAUUAAUUUUCCUGAAAAACUCGAGAAAACCCAAGAAAGGUACAGUUUAUGUUUCAUUGAUAUGCAGUUAGGUAAACUUGGAAAGAUUGGAGUUGGUUGGACUGUAUUAGUUGUUGUCGGCAUAACUGGAUUCACCUACUCCAAAACUUCAGUUGAUAAAAGGCGUUAUGAUAAUAUGAAAGUACGUGAACGUAUGAAGAAAUCAAACGAAGGAUUAUAUGAAGCAACAGAACGAUUUGUAGGAGGAGAAGCAAACAAAAUAUAUAAAAAGAAGACAGUAAAUAAUAUCAAAAUGGAUACAUCUCAAUUAAGCCCAGGCGAACAAGUAAAGCUGCAGAUGAUGCAAGACCUCGAAAUCGAGAUGAUGAGUGAUCUAUAUAAUCGCAUGACAAAUGCCUGUCACAAAAAGUGUAUUCCACCAAAAUAUUCCGAUUCUGAACUGGGUAAAGGAGAGAUGGUGUGCAUUGAUCGAUGUGUAGCUAAAUAUCUUGAUGUGCAUGAGAGGAUCGGUAAGAAAUUGACAGCAAUGUCUUCAGCUGAUGAGGAGAUGAAGAGGAAAAUGUCUGGUGGUUAA